AUGGACUGCUGCUACCUAUUAACUUAACUGAUUGUCAUUUUAAGCCUAUCAAUAAUAGCAUUUGCAUUGAAACAGAAUGUUUUCACUAGAAGAAAGUAAACUAUCAAGGAAAAGAAUGGGUAGAAGUAUGUAAUUGUGAUAACUGGAGCUGCCUAGGGCUUGGUUUAAGAUAUAAAAUAAGAGACAGGAAUAAAAAGUAUAGAAUUCAUUAAAGUUGAUAUUAGUGACCCAACUCAAUUGCUAAUAACAUGGAAUAGUAUUAUUUCCACUCAUAAGCAAGUCAACUUACUAAUAAAUAAUGCAGCAAGAGCGAUUGGUAAAAGAUUUUGUGAUAUGCAAUUUGAACAGUUUAAGAAGACUAUUGAGAUUAACUACUUCUCAAUCAUGUAGCUGACAAAACUAUUUUUGGACUAGAAAUUUCUAAUUGAAUCGAAAGAGUAUGGUGAAUAUCAUCUAGUCAAUAUAAUUUCAAUUGCUGGCCAUGCUGCUUCCGCCUAAAAUUCAGACUACAGUGGAAGCAAAUUUGCUUUAACUGGAUCAUUUGACGCAAUAAGAUAAGGUAAUAAAUAAAUAAGUUUAUCUAUUUCUAAAGAGCUUGUUUAAGAUAGACCAAAUGUUUGCUUGACAAAUAUUUAUCCUUAUUUCAUUAGUACUGGAUUAUUCCAUGGGUUUGACCCCAAAAUGAAAUACAUUGUCCCUACUCUUAAACCAGAAUAUACAGCAAACAGAAUCUACGAUUCAAUCAUCCAAGAAAAAAGAGAAGUAUACAUCUGGUGGUAUAUUUGCUACCUUAAGAUGGUUUUUGACUACUUUCCAUUGAGUUUGAAAUUAUGGAUAGUUUAAUUUACCACAGGAGAUGGCAUGAAAUCUUUCGUUGGUAGAGAUUAAAUAGGAAAAAAGAAAUAGUGA
Messenger RNA from Stylonychia lemnae, 909 nucleotides. The record is from the annotation of a GenBank genome assembly. NCBI's taxonomy places the organism in Eukaryota, Ciliophora, Spirotrichea, Sporadotrichida, Oxytrichidae.